AUGUCCAGUCCACCACUCACCGCGCAGAAGUACGAGCCGUGCACAGCGGCACUUCCAGCCAUGUCUCAGGAAGAAGCCAAGCAAUUACUGACGACUCUUCAAGGCAAAUGGUCGCUAUCGCCACAACCGAAGACACUUCUCUCUUCCAAGGCGACACAUCCAGACGCUUUGCAUCGCACGUACAAGUUUAAAGAUUUCACCUCAGCACAAAAGUUUGCGAAUCAGCUCGGAGCACUAGCUGAGACGGAAGGUCAUCAUCCUGCGAUCAUGGUCGAGUGGGGCAGGGUAACUGUAUGGUGGUGGAGUCAUGCUAUUAACGGGCUUCACAAGAACGACUUUGUCAUGGCGGCCAAGACCGAAGAGCUUGUUCACCAAGCAGAAGGAUACACACCACCGAAGCCGAAAGCUUAG
Messenger RNA from Sporisorium graminicola, 411 nucleotides. RefSeq lists its product as uncharacterized. The transcript has 2 exons. Lineage: Eukaryota; Fungi; Basidiomycota; Ustilaginomycetes; Ustilaginales; Ustilaginaceae. Bases 1 to 411 code for a protein of 136 amino acids. Gene Ontology annotation, biological process: tetrahydrobiopterin biosynthetic process. The record is from RefSeq and is a predicted model, not a curated record. Gene Ontology annotation, molecular function: 4-alpha-hydroxytetrahydrobiopterin dehydratase activity.